AUGUUGUACAGAAUGUGGAGAGAUAUUACAGUAGCAGCGAUCCUCAUGUUACUGACAGUAAAAAUCCCCUGUAAAUUUAUACCUGGUCACUCCAGUGUCACACAGACAGAGUGGUAUCGAGUCCAGAGCUCUGAAGGAGAACCACGAGACCUGAGGAAAGAUCCACAAUACUCAGGACGAGUGUCUGUAAGCACCUGGUGGUCUUCCUGUGAGCUGACAGUGAGGAAUGUGAGAGUGAGUGACUCUGGAGUUUAUAACUUCAGAUUUAAAACACAGAGAAGUGACUGGAUAUCAGCCUCAUCUGGCAUUCAUCUGACUGUCACAGACUUGCAGGUGAAGGUGGAUCCUAACACUGUAGGACAGAGAGAAGUGAAAGUGACCUGUAGCUCCACCUGCAGCAUCAGCACAGACUAUUUCAACUGGUACAGGAAUGGCCUUUACAUCGCAUAUACCUAUGACUCCUCCACUGUCCUCGACUUGACCAGUCCUUAUGAUGAAGUCAGCUACUCCUGUAAGGUGCACGAGAGUGAACACCGCUCUCCUCCAGUGUGUGUACUGGGUAAAGAGUGUCGGGGUGUUUUUGAUGAGAAGAGCUGCUGGAGCGUGACUUACUCCACCCAGACUAUCUGCUCUCUGAUUGGAUCAUCAGUGGAAAUACACAGUUAUUUCACCUUCCCUAAUCGUUACAAGGUCACAAAAGUGUUCUGGUUCAUUAAAGAGCAGACUGUUGUUGAACCUGUGGAUGUGAGAGAGGAUAAGGAGUAUCAGGACCGAGUGCAGUACACACAGAUCUCCCAGAAUAACUGUAGUCUGAGAAUCACUAACCUGAGAGAGAGAGACGCUCAAACAUACAGAUUCAGAUUCUACACUGAUGAUCCUACAGGCAAAUACACCGGCCAACCUGGAGUCUCUCUGUCUGUCACAGAUCUGAAGGUUACAGUAUCAGACUGGGAUAACGGCUUCAAGAAGCUGAGCUGCACCACCUGCACUCUGUCUAACAACCCCACUUACAUCUGGUACAAGAACGGACAGCGUGUCACUAACCCGUACAGAAAUUAUCUGUACGUCAGUAGUGGGGAAUCAGGCAGCUACUCCUGUGCUGUAAGAGGACAUGAGGAGCUUCACUCUCCUGCUGUCUGUGUUUUAGAUGAGAAGAGCUGCUGGAGUGUGACGUACUCCACACAGACUAUCUGCUCUCUGAUUGGAUCAUCACUGGACAUACACAGUUAUUACACCUUCCCUAAUCGUUACAAGGUCACAAAAGUGUUCUGGUUCAUUAAAGUGCAGGCUGGUGUUGAACCUGUGGAUGUGAGAGAGGAUGAGGAGUAUCAGGGCCGAGUGCAGUACACACAGAUCUCCCAGAAUAACUGUAGACUGAGAAUCACUAACCUGAGAGAGAGAGACGCUCAAACAUACAGAUUCACAUUCUACACUGAUGGGGGUAAAUACACCGGUGAUCCUGGAGUCUCUCUGUCUGUCACAGAUCUGAAGGUUACAGUAUCAGACUGGAGUGAGCAGUACAUGAAUCUGAGCUGCAUCACCACCUGCACUCUGUCUAACAACCCCACUUAUAUCUGGUACAAGAACAGACAGCGUGUGUCUGAGUGUAAAUCUGCCUCCUGCUCUGUAGCUGCAGUCGGUGGUGCGGUCAGUUACAGCUGUGCUGUUGAAGGCCAUGACAGUCUCCUCUCUCCUCCAUUGUAUUCUCCUAAAAACACCAGCGCAGUGGUUCUUUCCUCUGGAGACACAGUGGAGGGGGAUUCAGUGACUCUGAGCUGUAGCAGUGAUGCAAACCCUCCUGUUCUCACCUACUCCUGGUUUAAACAGAGAGCAGCUGCAGACACACUGCUGACAACAGGCCAGAAUUACAGCAUCAGCAACAUCAGCUCCCAGCACAGCGGACUGUACUACUGCACUGCUCACAACCAGCUGGGACAGCACAACUCUACACCAACACACCUGGAUGUGAAGAGUAAUUCUACACCAACACACCUGGAUGUGAAGGGUGACUCUACACAGACACACCUGGAUGUGUUAAGUGACUCUACACAGACACACCUGGAUGUGUCAGGGUCAGAGGGGAACACAGUGUUAAAAGUCAUCAUGGUGGUACUGGCUGUCUUCCUGGCAUUAACACUAAUCUCAGGAGCUUUGUGGAUGUGGAAGAGGAAGUCAAGCUCAGCUAAUGGCCACAGCAGCACUGGUGAGAGUGGACAGCCACAGUUUUCUUCUGUGUAUGAAAAUGUCCCAGCCUCAAACCUUAGUGGGAGAGUCACCUCAGAUGAUCAAGAUUCCAUUCACUAUGCCAGUGUUGUUUUUAAAAACUCCCACACACAGGAAGGGUCUCCGUCACCCAGACUUCCUCCAGACACCACAGAGGACGAAGAUGUUCAGUAUGCUGCUGUGAACGUUAGCAGGAGCACUGCUGCCAUCCAGCUUGUGACAGAUGAAGCAGAUGAAGAUUCAUCUCAGAUCUACAGCAAGGUCCAGAAACUCCCCAAAAAAGAGAAAGCUGAGAUGUGA
Molecule: messenger RNA, 2523 nt
Organism: Ictalurus furcatus (blue catfish)
Lineage: Eukaryota; Metazoa; Chordata; Actinopteri; Siluriformes; Ictaluridae
Product: B-cell receptor CD22-like
Exons: 14
Coding region: 1-2523 (840 amino acids)
Source: RefSeq, a predicted model, not a curated record